Molecule: messenger RNA, 372 nt
Organism: Pteronotus mesoamericanus
Lineage: Eukaryota; Metazoa; Chordata; Mammalia; Chiroptera; Mormoopidae
Product: cytochrome b-c1 complex subunit 7-like
Exons: 3
Coding region: 1-372 (123 amino acids)
Biological process (GO): mitochondrial electron transport, ubiquinol to cytochrome c
Source: RefSeq, a predicted model, not a curated record
AUGCUAAUUCGCUUGUUACGGUAUAGCGAUGAUAUAGAAUUUAAUUAUGGUCAGCACAUUAGCCUGGGCCAUGCACUUAGUGUAUUCGGAAAUGCCAACCUGGGGAGCACGUGGUUCGAUAAACUGGGGUUAAUACAAGACAAUAAAACACAUGUUGAUGACAACGUAAAAGAAGCCAUAAGAAGGUUUCCUAAGAACCUGUAUAGCAAGAGUUCACUUCAUAUUAAAAGGACACUGGACCUGUCCAUGAGGCAGCAGAUCUUGCCUAAAGAGCAGUGGACAAAAUAUGAGGAUGAAAAAUUAUGCCUUGAACCACAUCAGAAAGAGGUUAUUUGGGAAAGAAAAGAAAGAGAAGAAUGGGCAAAGAAAUAA